Messenger RNA from Colletotrichum costaricense, 1074 nucleotides. Its product is annotated as UMTA. The coding region runs from base 1 to 1074 and encodes 357 amino acids. Lineage: Eukaryota; Fungi; Ascomycota; Sordariomycetes; Glomerellales; Glomerellaceae. The record is from RefSeq and is a predicted model, not a curated record. The transcript is spliced from 7 exons. Gene Ontology annotation, molecular function: methyltransferase activity.
AUGAAUGCCUCAACUCAGCCCAGCGCCGCUCCUGCGACUGCUCCUACAGCUUCACCGGCUGCGGCCGCGAUUGAGCCUGCGGUAGCAGCGAACGACCCUAAUCCUAUUGUCGCAGCCGAUGAUCAUGAUUCUUUGGCGGACACAGAGAGCGUUACGACUCAGUCGACUGCAUCGCUAACCGAGAGCAUCACCGAAUACCGCAGAAUUCAUGGUCGUACUUAUACGCAAAAGGCCGACUACUGGGGUCCGAACGACGAGCAGCAAAAUGAGGGCCUUGAUCUCGCGCAUUACUGGGAAACGCUACUCCUCGGCGACAAGCUUUUUCUUUCACCGCUCGGGGAUGGACCGUUGAAGGUCCUCGACUUAGGAACCGGUACUGGUAUCUGGGCAAUUGACUUCGCUGAUGAGUUCCCGUCUUCCGAAGUAACGGGUGUCGACAUCUCGCCUAUCCAGCCUGGCUGGGUGCCGCCCAAUUGCAAGUUUCAAAUCGACGAUGUCGAACAGCCAUGGACAUGGACUCCUGAUUUCGAUUUCAUUCAUCUCCGCCACAUGGAGGCUUGCAUCUCUGACUGGCCUGCUUUCUACAAACAAAUCUACGAUCACCUCAAGCCUGGGGGAUACUUUGAGAUGAAGGAUUUUGACAUUGAGUUCCGCUCUCAAGCGUAUGGGGACAGUCUCCCAGAAGACCACGUCUACCGCAGGUGGGGCAAGAUCUUUUUCGAGGCUGCAAACCGCCUCGGCAAGUCCAUGGAUCAGUCACGAGGGGGCCACAAAAUCGCCGAUGCUAUGAGGGACGCCGGCUUCGUCGACGUUGUCGAGAAGAGCUGGCCUGUGCCUAUUGGGGGUUGGCCCAAGGACCACACGCUGAAAGAGGUUGGCAUCUGCAACCUGGAGUUUCACGACCAGUCUCUCGAAGGCUUUUCCAUGUUUCUGUUGACUCAGGUGAUGGACUGGGAUAGCAUAUCGGCGGGGGUGUUCGUUGCCGAGGCACGCAAAGCUCUCAAGGACCCUAAGCUCCAGACGGUCAUAUACUUGCAAAACGUGUACGGACGCAAACCUGAGGGAUCAUCUUAG